ACAAGGCUUGGCUACUCUUUUCCAAAAUGGCGUAAAACCGGGCCAUCUCACUAUCUUUAAAAAUUUGAUGUUAUUUUACUGUGAGCCUAGUGGUCAUAUGCACAAAAGAGCACCUGUAUGGCUCUUCUAGCCCUAGCUUCCUCAGCUUGUAGAUAUUCAUCGAGGAGAGCCUGCUUGCUGAUUCAAAAUGCUCAGUGGUCUUUUCCAAGGUCUUUUGGUGUUCGGCUUUUAUCACUCAAGCCACAAAAUCCCCUCGGUAAACUUGUUCCAGCCACUUCACCUACGAGCAUUGUCCAGCAUCUCACCCAAAUCUCACCAUACAAAUACAUAGGAGGUAUUUGCGCAGGUGUCUUUGCAGGUCAAACACUAUAUUCACAGGCUUACUGUGGCUUGAAACUCAGCCAUAAACAUAGACCAGUAGUAAACUCCAAGAAAACAAAACUGUCUGAUGAAGAAAAAGAAGAAAAACCACCAGAGUUCCAUUUUGGUGAAUUCCUGAAGCUACUUUGGCCAGAUAUUUGGCUGUUGAUUCUUGCCAGCCUUAGCGCUUUUGCUGUUGCCAUGACAAACAUUCAGUUGCCCUUGUUGCUCGGAGACCUUGUGAAUGUUGUGUCCACCUUAGCAACUGAGGAGCAUUCUAGAGAUUACUACGAGGUGCUGAAGGUGCCGGCACUCAAAAUGGUGGGACUCUAUGCAGCCCAGGCAGGGCUGACAUUUGUUUAUAUAUCAGUGUUGUCAUGUUUGGGAGAGAGAAUAGCUGAGAGAAUGCGUAUAGCGCUAUUUGCCUCACUGGUUAGACAGGAUAUUGCAUUCUUUGAUGCUCAUAAAACAGGAGAAUUGAUAAACAGGCUGACAGCUGAUGUGCAGGACUUCAAGAGCUCAUUCAAACAGUGCAUCUCGCAAGGUCUACGGAGCACCACUCAAAGUGUUGGCUGUAUUUUUGCCAUGUAUUUCAUCUCGCCCCAGCUAACAGGACUGAUGGUGCUUGUGCUACCUGUGGUUAUUUUGUCUGGUACUAUGUUCGGGUCUCUGCUGAGACGCCUCUCAAGGCAGGCACAAGAGCAGGUUGCCAAGGCAACAGCUGUUGCAGAUGAGGCUCUUGGGAAUGUGCGAACUGUUAGGGCAUUCGCAAUGGAAGAGAAAGAGACAGACCUGUAUGCCAAGGAAGUGAGCAGAUCCAAAGUGCUGAACGAGUUGCUUGGAGUGGGUAUUGGUGCAUUCCAGGGCAUGGCUAACUUUGCCAUAAACGGCCUGGUGUUAGUGGUCUUGUACGCAGGGGGGUCUUUGCUAGCAGUCCGUGAGCUGAAGCCUGGUGAUUUAAUCAGCUUUUUAGUUGCAACCCAAACAAUACAGAGGUCCCUUGGAAGCAUCUCUGUUCUGUUUGGGCAAAUAAUCAGAGGAAUGAGUGCAGGAGCUCGAGUGUUUGAAUACCUCCUUAUUCAGCCAUCUGUGCCAAUCACAGGAGGCAAACAAUUGUCAAUCAAAGACAUCCGUGGAAAGGUGGACUUUAGUAACAUCACCUUUAUCUACCCAACACGAGAAGACCAUGUAGUGCUAAGAAAUUUUUCCCUGGAGAUUCCUGCUGGCAAGCUUGUAGCCCUGUGUGGUCCAAGCGGCUCAGGCAAAUCCACUGUGGCAGCCCUCCUGGAGAGGUUCUAUGAAGUCCACCACGGGAGAGUGACACUGGAUGGAUAUGACAUCAGAGAGCUUGAUCCCACAUGGAUGCGAGGCAGCGUAAUAGGGUAUAUCCACCAGGAACCAUUGCUUUUUUCCACUUCCAUCAUGGAGAACAUCAGAUAUGGCCGACCAGAUGCCACAGAUGCUGAGGUUCACGAGGCAGCAAAGCUGGCAAAUGCAGACGGCUUUGUCCGAAAUUUCCCAGAGGGCUAUGACACAAUGGUGGGAGAACGUGGCGUGACUCUGUCUGGUGGCCAACGACAGAGGGUGGCUAUUGCAAGGGCAUUACUCAAGAACCCCCCUAUUCUUAUUCUCGACGAGGCAACAAGUGCAUUGGACGCGGAAUCUGAAAGACUGGUCCAGGAGGCGCUAGACAGGCUGACAGAAGGUCGUACGGUGAUCGUGAUUGCCCAUCGCCUCAGCACCAUUCAAGGAGCAGAUAAAAUCGUUGUGCUCUCCCAUGGUAAAAUACAGGAGAGCGGAACUCAUCAAGAGUUGAUGAAAAAGAAGGGAUUGUACGCGGAGCUUGUGCGACGCCAAAUGCAAGAAGACGACGAAGAAGACUGACAUAUCACAUGUCUUUCACGAACAGUUUUUAUCCCAUCCUCAUUAACUGAUGUGCAAUCAAACCACAAAGAAUUGUAAAUAUUAUCAUUCCGGUGUACCGAAUAAUGGUUUAGUUUUCCUUCCUUUAGUUUUAGACUCCAUUGUGUAAAGAAAAUCAAAGCGCCGUUGUUUGUGUAUAAUAAGUAGCCAACUCCAAACAUCAAUGCAAAUCUUUUAUUUGCUAUUCUGCCAGCUUUACUAAUAAAAAUACAAGAUCUGAUAA
Nematostella vectensis (starlet sea anemone) is the source of this 2506-nucleotide messenger RNA. RefSeq names its product mitochondrial potassium channel ATP-binding subunit. The record is from RefSeq and is a predicted model, not a curated record. The transcript is spliced from 14 exons. Gene Ontology annotation, cellular component: membrane. The coding region runs from base 118 to 2244 and encodes 708 amino acids. Gene Ontology annotation, biological process: transmembrane transport. Lineage: Eukaryota; Metazoa; Cnidaria; Anthozoa; Actiniaria; Edwardsiidae. Gene Ontology annotation, molecular function: ABC-type oligopeptide transporter activity; ATP hydrolysis activity; ATP binding.